GGUUUCUUGAUUCUCUUGUAAAGAAACAUUACUUUUGCGUUUAAUAAACUGCGAGGUUUCUUUUGGUAUAAUAAAACAUGUGAUUCUUUUGCCUUUUGACUAAGCAGGUCGUAAUGGAACUAACUCGAGCUGAAUCUGGAAACGUUCCCAAACGUUUUGGCUUGGAUGUGUCUAAGGAUUUCAUCCCCAUGUCUGCUUUCCCUCAGUCUUCACAAGGUAGUAAGAUUAAAUUUCUCGGGUCCCUCUUUUUCAUUCUGUACCCAUGCAUGCUUGUGCUAUGUUGGUUCUUCUAUGGAAAGCAUCUUUUGUGGGGGCAACACUGAUUAGAGAUUUUUGGCUUUGUUUGGUAAUGGAAUUCUCAUAUCUUUGUUUCUUGUAUCACAUUUUUUUGUGAAGGUUUUACUAAUGGUAUGAUAACUAUGUUGAUUCUAUUCAACAAUGUUUCUUUGAAGUGUAGGGACAAUGUCAGUAGAAGGGAAGAUUAAAGACAAAUUUUACAUGAAUCCUCGUACCGAAAACAUGGAGAGCUAUGAAAAGCUUUGCCAUGAAAGAGCAAGCAAGUAUAUGUGCAAAAAUAACACAGAUCCAGGUCAUUGAUAAUGCCACAGGAAUGCAUAUGAGGCCAACACCGGGAACUAUAACCCCCACAGGCUUUCUUGUAUCUAUCUUUACCACUCUCAAACACACAUUACCUACUGACGAUAUUCUUAUAGAUGUGAAAAACAACUCAUUGCUUUUGUAUCAGGAAAAGAAGAAGGUGGCAAACAAGACAUCAGAAAUGAAGAGAACAAGAAGGGGACGGAGAGAGAUGGAGGAAGUCAUGCUUAAUCUAUUUGAAGGACACUCGAAUUGGACUCUCAGGCUACUCAUUCAGGAAACUGACCAACCAGAGCAAUUCUUGAAAGACUUGCUUAGAGAUCUUUGUAUUUACAACAACAAAGGAAGCAACCAAGGAACUUAUGAGCUGAAGCCUGAGUACAAGAAAGCCACACAUGAAUAGAAAUUAUCUCUCUCUUUCUUUGGCUUUUUCUCAGCUCACGUCCAACUCUAGUUGUACCGAUUAAUAUGAUAUAAUUCACUUUGGAUCCAACUGGUAAAACCCGUAUGUAUUUUUUCUGCGCUCCUUCCCUGAUUAUUUUAUACAAAUCAAAAUUGUACAUUUUUUUUAUAUAAUAGACAUUAUUAGUCUAGAUUUCCGAUGCAUGUCUUUUAGCCAAAAGGUUUUCUUUCAGGUUGUGGAUAAUUAACUGGAUAAGUUUGAUAUGUAGAAAAGAUGAACUAACUAUUUAUUACACUUGUAACUGCUGAUCAUAUGAUUACUAUAACAAGAAAGAUUCACUCACUAUGCCUUAAUUCUAUAUAAUAAAAAAAUAUGUUACUAGCUAGUGUUUUAGAAAGUCAUUUUAGUUUUUUAACUUCGAAUAUUCUCAACUUGGGAAAACCAGGUCCCAGCUCAUAAAAAUUAAAAAAAAAAAAAAAAUUGGUGGCUUUACUUGUCCUUUAAGAAACUUCUCAUCAACAAAGUAAAAAGGUUAUGUGAAGAAUUGGAUUCAAGUACACCAUCGAGUACCAAAACAUUUGUUAUAUAGCAAAAUGCUUGGAGUCAAUAGUGAGUUACUUGGAGAUCUUUAGUUGAUUUGGUCGGCUGUAUUAUAUUGGUAAACUCGUGUUCAAGACCUGUUUUAGUGGAAGGACUCCUGGCUUUUUAAUAAGAUAAAUGCAUGCCCUUGAGGCCUUGACUAUGUAAUGUGAUGACUCCGAGGUUUCAGGGAUCAUUGUGAGUUAGAGAGGUGGCGCAUGCCAUUUUUUUUUUGUAUUUUAACGCCGUCAUGUGACUCUUGCUAUUAUUUAUAAGCAAGUAUCAGCUAAUGCUUAAGAUGGAAGCAUGUUCAUCUUGUACGUUGACUAUAACCUCUCCUUAAGCUUUCUUGAAGCUGGGAGAAUUGCUGACCUUGAUUAUAAAGAAUAUAUUAACAAAGAGGGGGGUGGUCUGGUCGGCGCCGUCCCAACUCUACCAAGUUCAAGGUUCGAUGAUCAUUUCGGAGAUGAUAUUAAUUAGUCUGUAUAUAAAAUGGAGGGGAAGGAAUGAGGUAGAGA
Brassica napus (rape) is the source of this 2097-nucleotide messenger RNA. RefSeq names its product general transcription factor IIF subunit 2-like. The transcript is spliced from 3 exons. Gene Ontology annotation, biological process: transcription initiation at RNA polymerase II promoter; transcription by RNA polymerase II. The record is from RefSeq and is a predicted model, not a curated record. NCBI's taxonomy places the organism in Eukaryota, Viridiplantae, Streptophyta, Magnoliopsida, Brassicales, Brassicaceae. The coding region runs from base 530 to 1000 and encodes 156 amino acids. Gene Ontology annotation, cellular component: transcription factor TFIIF complex.